AUAUCAAAGUAUCAUACAUGCCUAUCUAAACAAACCUCAACAUUCUUUAAUGGAACACAUCAAGAUAGAGGACUCAACAAAGUAAAAGUAACAGUGUCUGGCAUUCAUACAAAAUUGCUAGGCAUAGGGAGAAGCAGAAAAAUGUGACUCAUGCACAAGGAAAAAAAGGCAACAGAAACAGCUAGAAUUAUGAAAGAUGAAAGAAUUAGCAGACAAGCAUCAUAAAAUAACCAAUAUAACUAUUAUGAAUAUCCUCAAGGGUUUAAAGGACAAUGUGAUCCUAAUGAGGAGAGCAAUGGAUGAUAUAAAAAGAACCAAAUGGAAUUUCCAGGGAUGAAAAAUACAAUAUUCGAAAUGCAGCCUGUCCUGGAUGAGAUUAGCAGAAGAUUAGAAUGCAGAAGAAAGAAGAAAAGGUUAUUGAACUUGAAGAGACAUGAAGAGAAAGUCUCCCAUUUGAAGCAUGGUCAGGGAAGGAGAUGGCUCCAAUCACUUGUGAUACAAUAUCAGGAACUAUGUUACACAUUUGAUUGGAACAUUGCACCCAAUAGUAGAAGAAUAUGCAUCUUUCCGAGAGUAUACAGAACACUGAUCUUGGGAGAGCAUAUUCUGUUUCAUAAAUCAAAUCUCAACAAAGUUUAAAAGAUUGAAAUCAAGAAAUAUGUUCUUUGAGAAGAAAGGCAGUACUUAAGCCUAACUGCUAAUAUUAUAAAGAGGAAUCUCAAAUAGGUUGUCUACCCUACCACAAGUUGGGUCUUCGAGAUCAUGAAAGUUGAUAGCUCUCUGCCCAGAACCAUGAAGAAAAAGAACAGAGAAGACUUACCAAUAUAAGGCACGACAGUAGCAACAUCAGUACGGAUUCCGUACAUUUGAAAAGUGUAAUGAAGGGACAGUACGAACAACCCUACGGACUUACAUGUCUGAUGCUGGGCGAAGGGGCGGAGGACAUGUCCUCAGGUGGGAAGCAGCCUCCAUAAUAUGUGACUGGAGCCUCCCUAAGAAUGCCACAUCAAGGGUUUCCAAAGUAUUGUCAUGUGACCGGUGCCUCGCAGCUUCAAACCCCACCUCAUGAUGCUGCAGGUGUGCGUCAGGCUGCAAAGAGAAAAGGUUGCCAAGUGAAGGCUAGCCGCACAGCCGGGCCUUUCUUCCGUCACCUCAGGUGCUCCGCCCUUUGCUCGCAGUGCCGGUCCUGGCUCAGUCCGCUGGCCCGGAAGAGGAGGGACCGGACACCGCACCCAUCACCCUCGUGGCCGGCGGUCCGUGACGCACCAUGGGGUCUUUUGCGUCCAAGGCUGCCCUCGGGGCUACCACCGACGAGCCCACAGAACCCGAGCCGAAACACCUGGCAGCGUUUUAUCCAGCAUCUUGCAUCUAGGAGCUCUUUGUUCACUUUACACAACUUCCUGGAUAAAAGCGCGCUAGAAGGCUAUGCUAUGUCAACCUUCAUCAGGCGAUAUAGCAGGUACUUGAAUGAGAAGUCACUCGCAUGUAGACUGAUCACAUCUGACAUCACCAAAGCCAGGAGAGGGAUGGAUGGUAUGAUGAGAACUAUGGAUACAAAACAGCUGCUAAACACUCUUCCAGUUAUUCAAAUUCAGUUUGAUGCUCUUCUUAAUUUUAAUGCAAAUCCUGACCAGUUAACGAAUGGUAUAAUCCAUGCUGCUUUCAUGCUUCUCUUUAAGGAUUCUCUUCGCCUCUUUGCAGCCUAUAAUGAGGGGAUCCUUAAUCUGCUAGACAAGUAUUUUGAUAUGAGGAAAAGCCAGUGCAAGGAAAGCUUGGAUAUUUGCACCAAGUUCCUUGCGAGAACAACCAGGUUGGCAGAGUUCCUGAAAGUAGCAGAGGAAGUCGGAGUUGACCAGAAAGACAUUCCAUAUCUUACACAGGCACCCUACAGUUUACUUGAAGCCCUAAAACAGCAUUUAGCUUCUUUGGAAGAGAAAAAUGACAGUUUUCCUCCUUACAGUCUUCAGCACGCAUUGAUUCCCCCCAUCCCAAAUAAUCCAGUUGUGAAAACUUCAACAAGCAGAGCUUGGUUCUCAGUCCGCAAACGUGUUGGAGCCAAACAGCAAGGUGGAAAAACCAUUGCAAACAAUCUGGAUGGCUUGCCUGCUAGCCUUGCAGGAAAUCUUAACUUCGGAGAAAGUCCAGUCAACAAAUCUGACAUGAAGUGGCCUCAGACUUCAGACAAGGAAAUUACUGGUGGAAUGAAGUGGCAGCUGAAUACCUACACGUGCACAUCAACCAUCUGGAACCAUGUUUCCAUUCCUCUGGUUCAAACUCCAGUGGGAGCUCCUUACCAAAUGGUACCUCAACGCACGAGUUAUACGCAACCAGGCUCAGAGACCAGCAAGUAACCCUUCUACUCCAUCCACAAGAAAUAAUACACAAUCCAUGUAGAAGUAUCAAAGCACAAAGAUUCAUAUUCAGAGGUGAAAAAAAAAGGUGAUGAUCUCUCUAAAGCCUGAACUAAACCAUCCACAUCUGCCAAGUAAAGUAAACAUUCAUUUGAACCAUCAGUACUUUUGAGACUCUUCAAUUCAAUGUUUUAGAGCUGACGCACUCUACUUCUCUUGUUUUAAUAGUUAUUCUUGAAACUGUAUCCUGCAAAAUUAUCAAAAACUAAAGUUAAUAUCUUAAUUUUCCCUCCCAAAUAACACAAGGACCAUAGAACACUUUUAAACUGUAAGGCCAUUCCCUCCCAACUUACAUACUAUGGUGGUCCAAUAUUUUAGACCUGUCCCGUUUUGUUAGCCCCCCAGGUAAAAAGUAUUCGUAUUUAUAUGAGGCAUCUGGCUGGCUCAGCUGGUAGUACAUGCAACUCGAUCUUGGGGUCAUGAAUUUGAGCCCUAUGUUGAGCAUAAUUAAAAAAAAAGGGAUUAGUAUUUACAGAAACAGUUUUUGCUUAGAUUUAGCCAUGUGUUUACAAAUUCUUUGU
Molecule: messenger RNA, 2932 nt
Organism: Acinonyx jubatus (cheetah)
Lineage: Eukaryota; Metazoa; Chordata; Mammalia; Carnivora; Felidae
Product: phosphatidylinositol-binding clathrin assembly protein-like
Exons: 14
Coding region: 999-2351 (450 amino acids)
Biological process (GO): clathrin coat assembly; synaptic vesicle budding from presynaptic endocytic zone membrane; clathrin-dependent endocytosis
Cellular component (GO): extrinsic component of presynaptic endocytic zone membrane; clathrin-coated pit; synaptic vesicle
Molecular function (GO): phosphatidylinositol-4,5-bisphosphate binding; 1-phosphatidylinositol binding; SNARE binding
Source: RefSeq, a predicted model, not a curated record